Molecule: messenger RNA, 23586 nt
Organism: Talaromyces amestolkiae
Lineage: Eukaryota; Fungi; Ascomycota; Eurotiomycetes; Eurotiales; Trichocomaceae
Exons: 12
Coding region: 1-23586 (7861 amino acids)
Molecular function (GO): phosphopantetheine binding; catalytic activity
Source: RefSeq, a predicted model, not a curated record
AUGACAUCUCAAAAUCAAAUCAAAGGCGACAUCGCCUCCCUCGCUUGCUACUUACCAAACGUACGAAAUGCGACGGCAGCCACCAAAUCAAAACGCCGAAUGUGUUCGCGUAUCAACUGCGAUGCGCAGAGACUAAAGAAUUUUGUCAAGGAGGAUGAAAAUGGCGCAAAGGAUCUGCUUCAGGCAGCUUGGGCGAUGGUGCUUUACCAUUAUACUGGGAUGGAGGAGGUAUGCUUUGGGUACGAUGAGUUUGACAUGGCUGUUUCCGCGCGCAGGCCGGGGCCAUUGGCUGUCAAAUAUCGCAUUAACCCGGAGGCGCAAUUGAAUGGAUCGUUUGAAGGUACGGAAGGUAAGGAAGGUAGGUAUGGGAAGGGUCUGCGCAAGGAGGAAGACGAAGGAAACGUGAAGUCGCAACUUCAUUACAACACCGCGGUGAUGCUUCAGAUUCGCAAAUCAUCGGAUAAUACUCUGAGUCCUGCGGCUCUGGCAUCGCAACAGGCUGCAAUGUCGCUUCCAAAUGAGUGUAAAGUGCGGAUUCUGGCCAAGUAUAUACUGGGCACAUUCAGUGUCUUUCUGGAAUACAAACACCCGGAUGUCUCUGGUGCUUUUGCUUCAAUUGUGUCGGAAAGGUUCUCGCGCAUGCUUCACGGUCUUCUCGAAGAAAGAGCAUACACUAUUCAGGAUUUGAGUAAGAUCACCGAUAGUGACAUGCGACAAAUCAUGAAAUGGAAUGCCGUGCGGCCAGAUACCGUCGAGAAGUGUAUACACAGUAUUAUUGAAGAUCAAGUACAACUGAAGCCGGAAAACGAGGCUGUAUGCGCCUGGGAUGGGUCUCUUACCUAUGCCGAACUCAAUGAACAAGCGUCUAUACUGGGGCGAGAACUUUUGAACCUUGGGGUGCAUGCGGAAACUCGUGUUGCACUAUGUUUCGACAAGUCGAAAUGGAACAUUGUAGCCAUGUUGGCUGUAUUAAAAGCUGGUGGCGCUUUUGUACCUUUAGAUCCGUCUCAUCCAAUAGCCCGACUGGAAUCGUUGGUCAAAGAGGUGGAAGCACGAGUAAUUAUUUGCUCUCCCAGUCAUUCUUCGCGUUUAUCUUCGGCCGCCGAACAUGUACUGUGUGUUGAUGCCGAGCACAUGGAUCAGAUGGCGGCUGAAAAUACAGCUUCAAAAGAUUACACUUUUAAUACUUCGACGGUUAGCACAAAUGCUGCGUAUGUUCUGUUCACCUCUGGUUCGACAGGAAAGCCAAAGGCCACCGUGAUCGAACAUCAAGCUUUCUGCUCCGGAGCUCAAAUCCAUGGUCCGGCGAUGUUGAUCGAGUCCGAUUCUCGAGUCCUUCAAUUCGCUGCUCACACUUUUGAUGCCAGCUUGGUCGAGAUUCUUACGCCUCUGAUGCGCGGGGGUACUGUGUGUAUACCCAGUGAAGAAUCCAGACUAAAUGGUAUCAUCUCCGCAAUCAACGACUUACAAGUAAACCACGCCUUCUUGACACCUUCUUUCGUACGGUUUAUCACGCCAGCUGACGUGCCAAAUCUCACUCGACUGGUGUUGGCGGGAGAAGCCCUAACGCAGGCUAACAUUGACACCUGGUCGUCAAUUCAUCUGGUCAAUGGAUACGGUCCCACGGAAAGUUCUGUUGCUGCCGUGGUCAACGCCAAUAUAACGAGAGAGACACAGCCUCAAGAUAUUGGCUUUCCUGUCGGCGUUAGAUGUUGGGUGGUCGACGCUGAGAACCACGACGUGCUCCUUCCCGUUGGGUGCACGGGUGAGCUCCUUCUCGAGGGCCCGUCCUUGGCCCGCUGUUACCUCAACAACCCAGAGAAAACCGCGCAAUCUUUCAUCUCGAAUCCAUCGUGGUCGCAAGAAGCUGCGAUAAAUAUUGGCAAAAGUCGGUUUUACAAGACUGGAGACCUGGUUCGCUACAAUUCUGAUGUUGGAUCGUUUGAUUUUGUCGGACGAAAGGAUGCGCAGGUCAAAUACCAUGGACAACGAAUCGAGUUGGGAGAAAUCGAGUCGAAUCUCAUCAAACACCCAGCUGUCAAGCAUGGAAUCGUAUUACUUCCAAAGACUGGCCCCGCGGCACAGAAGCUGGUUGCGAUUAUAUCUUUUAGCGAAAGCAUUAUCAAGGACUUGUCAGCAAGCCCAAUGCCGCUGAACGUGCUCGAUGUCCCUGAUCGAGAAAAUCAUAUAUCGAAUAUCCGCGAAGCCUUGUCUAGUAUUUUGCCCACAUAUAUGAUUCCAUCUAUCUGGCUCUGUAUCGAGGCAUUUCCGGUGCUUGCUUCUCGCAAGCUGGAUCGCAAGACCGUAACAACCUGGCUAGACACCCUGCCCGAAGACAUUAUGAAUGCCUUCAGACCAGCAGCCAACAGCACAAAUAAUACCAUGGAUGGUGAUAUCACUGAUACGGAAGCUAGUUUGCGCCAGAUAUGGAGUGACGUGCUCAAUAUCCCCCUGUCGAGGACCAGCAUACACCAUAGCUUUUUGAGUCUCGGCGGCGACUCAAUUACAGCCAUGACAUGCAUGAACCGAUGCAAGCAAAGGGGCAUUGGACUGACGGUUCAGGACAUUCUUCGCAGCAGAUCUAUCCGCGAGCUUGCAAAAUGUGUCAAACUGGUAGCUGUCCAGAACGACUAUCGGGAGGACAUUGACGUGCCUUUUGAUCUAUCACCAAUACAGAAAUUGCAUUUUGAGGUCCGCGACGACAAUACUGGACACUUUAAUCAAAGCUUCUUCUUGCGAAUAAAUCAGAUCGUGACACCCCAGGAUCUUCAAAAUGCAAUCAAUGUGAUUAUCCGUCGCCAUUCUAUGCUACGUGCUCGCUUUAUUUACGAUAAGUCAAAGAAACAAUGGCAACAACGAUUGAAACCCCUGAAUGAAGCUGCUCACCGAUUUAAUGUCCACAAAUCAUCCUCUCUGGUGCAAGUGAAGAACGCUAUUGCUGAUAGUCAGGCGAGUCUCAACGCAGUGAACGGCCCUGUUGUGGUAAUUGAUCUAUUCCAGAUGAAGGAUCAACGUCAAUUGUUAUCACUGAUUGGUCAUCACUUGAUAGUUGACCUUGUAUCCUGGCGUGUAAUUCUCGAAGAUCUAGAAGAGUUACUGCUUCAUCCCCAGUCAAACUCACUACUAGCCCCUACACUUCCAUACCAGAGCUGGAGCCGUCUUCAGUGGGACCAAAUUUCCGAUCUUGGCGAAGAAACAACCCCAAAACCCCUAAAUGUGCCACUUUGUGAUCUGUCAUAUUGGGGUAUAAGCGACACCGAGAAUACAUAUGGUCAAGUUUCAUGCGAAGGUUUCGAGAUUGACGCGGAGACAACAUCGAUACUACUGAACGAGGCCAACUCUCCCAUCCAGACCGAAGCCGUUGACAUUUUGGUUGCUGCGUUAUUGCACUCAUUUGCAAGCACAUUCACUGACCACACACUGCCUGUUAUACACAAUGAAGGCCAUGGACGUGAGCCCUGGGAUAAUGCAAUUGAUGUUUCGAGAACCGUUGGAUGGUUUACUAUCAUCUACCCAAUUUUCGUGCAAGCAGCAGCUCUUCGGAACUGGGUCGAGACUCUUGUGCAAGUGAAAGACUGCCGCAGGCGUGUCAAAGAUAAUGGAAGAGAAUAUUUUGCUAAGAGUAUUCUCGGUGGAGAUAAUAUGAAAGCGUUCAAGCCAAUGGAAAUCACCUUUAACUACCUGGGCCGCUACCAGCAACUUGAAAAAGCUGGGGCUCUUUUCAGCCCUGUCGAAGGUCUGGCCGGUGAGACUAGCCAAGGAGGAGGAGCAGCUGACUUUGCAAAGACCACACCUCGGUUUGGUUUAUUUGAGAUAUCAGCUGUAAUUGUUCAUGAUGUUCUUAGAUUCACAUUCUCCUUCAAUGGAAAUAUGCGACAUCAAGAGAGAAUUAUUCAAUGGAUUACAAACUGUCAGCUUACACUUUCUCAAAUGACAAAAGAUCUGGCCACACUUCAGCACCAGCCAACUCUCAGUGAUUACCCGCUGCUAUCGUUGGAUUACCCUGAUCUCCACGCACUUACAGCUGAAAAGUUACCAGCCAUAGGUUUGAAAUCAUUAGAUGAGGUUGAAGAUAUUUAUCCUUGCUCCCCUAUGCAGCGUGGUCUGCUUAUAUCUACGACUCGAGAUAUCUCAUUUUACGCGGCCCGAGGAACGUACGAAGUCAAAGCCAACAAUGGAAACCAAAUAGACACGGAACUUCUUUCCCAGGCAUGGCAAAAAGUGGUUGAUCGACACGCAAUGCUUCGUACGAUUUUCGUGGAGAAUCUCAGUUCGGAAGAUCUGUAUUCUCAGAUUGUACUUCGCAAGUACGCUUAUUCAUCUAAGAUUCUCCGUUGCACCGAUGACAAUGAUGUUCAAACUGUUCUCAAUAACCACCCAAUGCAGUCAGAUCAACGAAAACCACUGCAUCAAUUUACUAUAUGCGUCACAGGGACUGGGAAGGUCUUUUGUCGACUUGAAAUCAGCCAUGUUAUCAUGGAUGGGGCGUCGAUCUCUAUCAUGUUACGUGACCUCGAAAAAGCUUAUAGUGGGGGUCUGCACAAUGAUCCGAAGCCACUCUUCAGCAACUUCAUUUCAUACCUGCAAACGCAGCCCAAGGCUGCUGCUAUGAACUACUGGAAGUCCUACCUUUCUGACGUUGAGCCUUGCCACAUGCCUGUGCUCAAUGAUGGUUCAUCUUCAGUAAGAGAGUACAGCACACUUCGUUUAGAUUUCAAGAAGCUUGAUCUUCUUCAAUCCACAUGUGAAAAGCACGGAUUGACCGUCUCAAAUGCUUUACACGCAGCAUGGGCCCUCACACUUCGCUGCUACACAGGAAGUGAUGACGUCUGCUUUGGCUAUUUGCUUUCAGAAAGAGAUAUUCCAGUGAAUAUGAUCGAAGACACAGUGGGCCCUAUGAUCAAUAUGCUUGCUUGCCGGGUUAAUAUGUCCCCAGAAUCCGUUAUUAUGCGCGUGGUUGAAGGUAUCCAGGUGGACUACAUGGAGAGCGCACCGUACAAGCAUAUCUCACUAGCAGAUGUCCAACACGGAUUGAAUCUCUCGGGCACCGCCCUCUUCAACACCUGUCUAUCUUACAGGAAAGUUUUAUCUGUAGAGUCUGCGCAAAAAAGCGCUAUAAAGUUUUCCGAGUGUGGAGGCUUGCACGACCCGACGGAAUACUUGGUGACAAUCAAUGUCGAGGCCUCGGAUACGGAUGCAGUGAUCGACCUAGACUUCUGGACAGAUAUGCUUUCACAGGCACAGGCCAGAAAUAUUGCUGAUACUUUUAUACGUGCGCUUGAAAACAUGAUAGAACAUCCAGAAGCGCAGUUGGGCCAGUUGAAUCAUGUUCCCACAAGCAACUGGCAACAGAUUGCUGAAUGGAACAAUGCCAUGCCAGAAAAAAUUGAAAUGUGUAUUCAUGAGGUUUUCGAACAGAAAGUGCGACUGAAUCCCGACGCGCCUGCAAUCUGUGCCUGGGAUGGUGAAUUUACAUACUCUCAAGUUGAUUCUCUCGCUAACCGCCUUUCGUGCUAUCUCACAAAUUUUGGGAUCAUGCCAGAAUCAUUCGUGGCAUUGUGCUUUGAUAAAUCAGCUUACACUAUCAUUGCUAUGAUUGCCGUUUUAAAAGCAGGUGGAGCCUGUGUUCCAUUGGAUGCUGGACAUCCGAAAGCUGCUUUGGAGCUUCGUGUGCUAGAGACCGGCGCUCAGGUUGUUCUAUCGUCACCAUCUCAGACGCAUCUUCUUGAAGAUGUUGUGCCUUAUGCCGUUCCAGUUGAUGAAACACUUUUCACCCAGCUUGAGGAAAUUGAACCAUAUGAUAUAACUGAAGCCGCUCCCGAGAACGCAGCUUUUGUUAUCUUCACUUCCGGAAGUACAGGCAAGCCUAAAGGCGUUGUUCUUGAACAUCGCAGUCUAGUGACAAGUGCUGCGGCCCAUGGAGCAGCUUUAGGAGUAGAUCAGUCAACCCGAUUUCUCCAGUUUGCUUCCUAUUCAUUUGACAACAGUCUGGAAGAAAUUUUUACGACCCUGAUGAGAGGCGGUUGUGUUUGUGUUCCAUCUGAAGAUGACAGAAUGAACAACCUAGCUAAGGCCAUGAAUGAUCUGGAUGUCAACUUCACCGAUAUGACAGCUACUGUUGCUGCCUUUCUAAACCCUUCAGACGUUCCAAAAUUAAAGGGCUUAGCCAUUGGAGGAGAGGCUCCCACAAAGGAAAUCAAGGAAACGUGGUGCAGCGUUCUCCGACUUCAAAACAUAUAUGGCCCUACAGAAUGCUCCAUCAAUUGCUGCCACAAUCCAGAUGUUGGAGUUUCAAGCGAUGUAACAAAUAUCGGACGCGCGAUUGGAGGUGUUUCAUGGGUUGUUGAUGCGAAUGAUCACAAUAAAUUAGUGCCAAUUGGCUGCGUCGGAGAGCUGCUCAUCGAAGGUCCCAUCCUUGCUCGACACUAUCUUCAUAACCCAGAAAAGACCCAACAGAGCUUUAUCGAGGAUCCUUCCUUCAUGAAGUCGCUAACAGAGAGAAUUGGAGAUACAGCCGUCUUUCCUCCUACUGGGCAUAGGAUGUACAAAACCGGUGACUUGGUUCGAUACAACUCCAAUGGAUCCCUGGUGUACCUCGGAAGAAAGGAUACCCAAGUUAAACUCAAUGGCCAAAGAAUCGAGCUGGGCGAGAUUGAGCACCGUAUUCAGAGUGCUUUACCUUCAGAUGGCCAAUGCUCGGUCGAUCUCAUCAUUCAAAGCAACGGGAAAGUCACAUCCAAGGCUCUGGUAGCCUUUAUUUGUCUUGAAAGCGAUAGCAAGAGACCAACACAAAGCGAUGCGGACUUUAUCCUGCCAAUGACCCAGUCUUUCCAAUCGAUAUUCUUGAAAGUAAAAACAACCAUUUUAUCCCAGAUACAGAGCUACAUGGUCCCCAAUGUCUAUAUACCCGUGUCUUUCUUCCCAAUGACUUCAUCCGGCAAGCUUAACAGACGUCUACUGCGCACUACAGCAGAAGACCUACUGUCGCGAGAUGCAUCAUCCUUCCGUCUAGGCGGCAGAAGCGGUCGAGAACCCUCCACCGAUGCCGAAAAAGCUCUACAGAAUUUAUGGUCAUCGCUUUUGUCUGUGGAUGCUUCAAACAUUAGCGCAGACGAUACAUUCUUUCGACAUGGAGGAGAUUCCAUAUCUGCAAUGAAACUCGUCACGGCUGCGCGGAAGCAGGGAUAUUCGAUUAGCGUGGCAGAUAUCUUUCAGGCGCCUAGGUUGUCUGAAAUUGCAAAAAAAUUGGUGCCCAAGUUCACAUCUAGUGUCGAUGAGACUGAUGUAAAAAUUGUGCCGUUUUCACUCCUCGACAAGGGUAUUUCUGUUGCCGAAAUCAAAGACGAAGUCUCUGAUACUUGCAACAUCUCGCUGGAUCAGAUCGAGGAUAUACUGCCAUGCAGUGCAAUUCAAGAAGGUUUAGUCACGUUAUCAAGCACUCAACCAGGAUCGUACGUUACGCAAAAUAUCUACAGCUUGCCGGGUUCGGUCAACAUACAGAGGUUUAAAGCAGCUUGGAAGAAGCUUUAUCAAAGUGAGAGUAUACUCAGAACCCGAAUCAUUCAUUCAAAGAAUAAUGGCUUCCUUCAAGUUGUUGUUCGAGAAGAACCGGAAUGGACUUCCAGUCAACCUGCUAGUCGUUCAGUACCUGGCACAAAUGGAGGCCGCCUAUCUCGAUAUACCAUUACCCAAGAUCAAACAGGCGGGCCACAUUUUAUAUGGACGGCUCAUCAUGCCAUAUAUGACGGUUGGAGUAUUCCUAAGCUCUUAAACAAGCUUCAGAAAUACUACGAAGAUAGUACUCUAGCUAUUGAACAUAACCCUUGCUCUUACUCCCACUUCAUCAAGUAUGUGUCUACAGUUGAUCCUGUCGAAACGAGGAACUUCUGGACUGCCCAUCUCGAUGGUUUUUCAGCAUCUCAGUUCCCUGCGCUGCCUAAUGCUUCCUACAAAUCGAAUCCAAAAACUCGGCAAGAUAUAAGUUUCAAAUUGCCAGCAGAGCGACCUUCUGAAGUCACUCUACCAUCUCUGAUCCGAGCAGCAUGGGCUCUAACGAUUUCCAUGUACUCAUACUCCGAGGACAUAGUCUUUGGCGAGAUCAUGACCGGGCGUGAAAUACCAGUUUCAGGGAUCGAUGAUAUGAUAGGUCCUGCAUUGUCAAUAGUGCCCAUGAGAUUGCAAAUAGACUCGAAACUCGCCGUUUCAGAGUAUUUGCAGCAGGUUCAAGCCCAAGCAGCUGCAAUUAUCCCCUAUCAGUCUGCUGGCUUGCAAAGUAUUCAGGGAGUGAGCCAAGAUGCGAAAUCAGCUUGUGAAUUCCAGACGCUGUUUUCUAUCGCUCGCGGUGAGAGUGACGAUGUCGAGGGUGUUAUGAAAUUCAUAAGCGCAAAUUCAGGGGAUGCGAACUUCUUCACAUACCCACUGAACGUAUCAUGCUUCAUGUGGAAGUCGCAUCUUGAAGUUCAGAUUCAGUAUGACAACCACAUCGUUCCACUUACACAUUUAGAGAGAGUCAUUGGCCAGUUUGAGACUAUUCUACACAAGCUGUGUGGUGCAGUUCAGACAAAGAAAUUGAGUGAUCUUGAGAUCAUAAGCAACAGUGACAUAUCGAAAGUACACGAAUGGAACUCACAAUUGACUUUAACGCGGAUUGAUCGUUGUAUUCACGAUGUGAUUGAUGACAAUAUUCGAUCGCGUCCUGAUGCUCUAGCCAUCGAUUCAUGGGAUGGAAAUUUUACAUAUGAGCAGCUUGGCCGUUAUGCAACAGCUCUAGCCUCUCAUCUUCAAAAGCUGAUUGGCAACGAUAAGGAGCAUUUCAUUCCAAUUUGUUUCGAAAAAUCAGCUUUUGCUGCUAUCUCUAUGCUCGCGAUAAUGAAAGCUGGCUAUGCCUUCGUCCCCAUUGACCCUCAGCAUCCCAAGGCUCGGCGUCAGGAGAUCAUUUCUGAUAUUGACGCGAAAAUUAUACUUUGCUCACCUCGCUUCGCCUCUUUGUGUAAAGAGGUAGUCAAUGAGGCUCUUGCUGUCGACAUAGACCUUCUGGUAUCACUCCCAGAAUCAAAGAUGUCGCUUGGUAGAUGCGAUGGUAGCGGUGCGGCGUACGUUAUCUUUACGUCUGGAAGUACUGGGAAGCCAAAGGGCUGUAUUAUUGAGCAUGCUGGCUUCUGCUCUGGAGCUGUCAAGAAUGGCCCGGCAUUCUCUUUUUCGCCAACAUCGCGCGUUCUUCAAUUUGCAUCAUAUACAUUCGACGCUAGUCUUCUCGAAAUCUUGACUGUUCUCGUCAUGGGAGGAUGCACAUGCGUUCCUCAUGAAAGUACACGACUCAACGGCAUCGCCAAGUUCAUCAACGAGAAGAAUGUAAACACCGCUCUUCUCACACCAAGCAUGGCACAAACGAUCAAGCCGUCAGAAGUCCCGUGCCUACAAAACUUAGCACUCGUCGGUGAGGCAAUGACACACAACCACCUGUUUACCUGGGCCAAUGAAGUUCGACUGAUAAACGGAUACGGGCCAACCGAAACUUCGAUUGUUGCUGCUGCAAAACCGCGUAUGAGUCUAGGCACCGAUUCAUCCAAUAUUGGGACACCGGUAGGAAACGCGUGGAUUGUGGACCCGCGAAAUCACAAUAAAUUGAUGCCAGUAGGUGCGGUAGGUGAAUUACUGGUUGAGGGUCCAACACUUGCCAGAGGCUACCUCAACAAUGAGCAGAAGACUAACGAGGUUUUUAUCACGAAUCCAACAUGGAGUAUAGCCAGCGUUGGUGCGAAUUUGCGAAGAAUGUACAAGACUGGUGAUCUUGUCAAAUACGCACCCGAUGACUCUGGUGAACUGCUAUAUGUUGGAAGAAAAGAUAGUCAAGCUAAGCUCCAUGGACAGCGACUUGAACUCGGGGAGAUUGAGCACCACCUCAAUGGCGACACUGACGUCUUAAAUGCUAUUUCCCUUCUCCCGAAGACAGUACCAUCUGACACGAAUGCAUUGCAAAUUGUGACGGAUACGCAAGCUUUUGAAACCCUCUGUCUCAUUCAAGAAAGGCUGCGAGAAAAGGUUCCUGCUUAUAUGACUCCAUCAACCUGGGUCAUUUUGCAACACCUACCCCUGUUGCCUUCCGGAAAGCUAGAUCGGAAAUUGAUCACCCAGUUCAUUGAGAACAUGGACGAUGCUACAUUUGAAAGAGUUACAGCAGCGGAGAAAACUAGGUCUUCGGACAAGGUUGUGGUUAUUACACAAACGGAGGCGGCUUUGAGAGACAUAUGGGCCUCGGUUCUGAAGCUUCCUACCGAAAGCAUUGGUUUGGAUAGGUCAUUCCUCCAUAUGGGCGGCGAUAGUAUGUCGGCGAUGGCUGUAAUGUCCAGAUGUCGCAGCCAGAAAUUGGGCGUAACGGUAGAGAAUAUCAUUACUUGCAAGUCUAUUCGUGAUCUUGCUUCUCUAGUUACGCUGCCUCAGAAGGCUACACAUACCGAGGAAAGCUAUCAGGAAUUCGAUCUCUCACCUGUUCAAAGCCUCUACUUCCGAUGCAUGAACGGUCAACCAAACCAUUUCAAUCAGAGUAUCAUGAUUGAUAUUACAGAUUCUCUGUCAAAAGACCAGGUACAAGGGGCAAUCUCGAAGCUAGUCUCUAUACACUCAAUGCUUCGAGCUCGCUUUUCUCGAGAUGGAAACGGCAUAUGGAAACAGCGUAUCUUACCGGAGGCUCAAUCAUCUUUUGGUUUCCGUACCCUUGAUUGUUGUGAUCCUGAUGAACUUCGGGAGGAAGUUGAAGAGACCCAGAAGUCGCUAGAUGUGACAACUGGACCUAUCAUGGCAGUGACGUUUUUCGAAGAUGCUAUGGCAGGCUCGAAACUUUUCAUCUGUGCCCAUCACCUCGUUGUUGAUGUGAUUUCGUGGGGUAUCAUUGUACAGGAUCUGGAACAUCUACUUCAAGGUCGCCAGAUCGCAAGUGACCAAGGUGUUGCAUUUCAGAAGUGGUGCAGACUUCAGUUGGAAUACAUCAAGGAAAAGAAAGAUACCAGCCUGUUGCCGCUAGAGGAUGUACCAGCUGCGGAGAUGGACUUCUGGGGCAUGAAAGAUGCACCAAACACUCAUGGCGAUGUCCUAGCUGAGGAAAUCGAAUUUGAUAUAACUACCACCAAUAAUUUGUUAGCGAUGAUCAGUGCCCUCAAUUGCGAGAUCGUUGACGUUCUUUUGGCUGCAAGUUUACUUUCGUUCCGUCGUGUGUUCCCCAGUCACAAGUCCAUGCCAUGCAUCUACAAUGAGGGCCAUGGUCGCGAACCUUGGGAUCCUAACAUUGAUCUAUCCAGGACAGUCGGCUGGUUCACGACGAUGAGCCCGGUUCACUUACCAGCAGACUUUAGUAUUGGGGAUGAAAAUGACAUUCAUAAAUGCAUCAGUUGGGUCAAAGCAUUGCGACGAAGAACUCCAAGAAAAGGAAUGCCGUACUUUGCCCAGCGGCUACUUACUUGGGAAGGAAGCGAAAAAUAUCGUCACCACUGGCCCAUAGAGAUGGCCUUCAAUUACCUGGGUCAACACAGAGAGGUCAAAGAAUCAAAGAGCCUCUUACAGCUUACCAAUGGUACCGGGCAGUCAGUCAACUCGGCAUCUGAUAUUGGACCUGACGUUCCUCGCUUCUCACUGAUUGAGAUCUCUGCGGCAAUAGUCAAUGGAAGCAUGAGCAUGUCAAUCUCUUACAACAAGUCCAUGAAGAAACAAAGAAGUAUACAGCAAUGGAUUGGAGACUGCAAAGAUAUAAUUUACCAAGUCUCGAAAUUUUCCUCUCAGAAAAGGGCAACACCAAGCUUGGCUGAUUUCAGGCUGCUUCCACUUACUUACAACGGCAUCGAUCAGAUCACACGAAACUUGCAAAAUGUCGGAAUAAUGUCUUUCGACAACAUAGAAGACAUCUAUCCUUGCUCAUCGAUGCAACACGGAAUACUUCUCAGUCAACUUAAAGAUCCCAAUACAUAUGCUUACCGCACUAUUUUCGAGGUUGAUAUACCCUCCGAGCAAGGAAAGCUGGAAGUUCAGAAGCUAGCUACUGCAUGGCAAAGCGUUGUUGAUCGUCAUGCAUCCCUUCGAACAUCUUUUAUUGACGGCAAUCACGAAGCCUCACUUAUGGAUCAGAUAGUCCUCAAGUUCUGCUCUGCCAAAGUUGACGUCUUUGAAGUUACCGAGGGAACUGCUAGGAAGAUGCUAGCGGCGCUCCCAGAUAUGAGCUUCAAAAAUGGACAUCAGCUUCACCGUCUCUCUAUCUGCACCGAUAGAUAUGGAAAGGUCUGUUGUCGCUUCGACAUUAGCAAUGCUAUCGCCGAUGGAACCUCCAUGCCACUCAUUUUCCGCGACCUAUCGCGGGCUUAUAUGGGGCUACCUCCGAUCACUGAUAGACAGCCACAGUAUAGUGACUUUGUCGGUCACCUUCUAUCACAACCCAAGGAAAAAGGCGUUGCGUAUUGGAAAAAGUACCUUGAAGGAACUGAGCCAUGUCUUUUUCCAUCGCUAGUCAAUGAUCAGAACAAAGAGAAGUCCCUUGGUUCUGAAAUCAUCACAUUAGGUAAUAACGCGGCCAUACAUGAACUAUGCAAGAGCAUGGGAGUUACAAUGUCUGCAUUAUUUCAAUUCGUGUGGGCGAUGGUGUUGAGAACCUACACUGGGUCUGACGAGGUGUGUUUCGGCUAUAUUAGCUCGGGUCGUGACGUCCCAGUGAAGGAUAUCGAGGAGGCUGUUGGGGCAUUCAUCAACAUGCUUAUCUAUAAGAUUCAUUUGUCAGAUGAUCUCCCUUUGAUAAAGGCACUGAAAAAGACUCAAAGAGAUUUUAUCAAGAGCAUGGAACACCAGGCAGUGUCACUAGCAGAGGUGCAACAUGCACUUGGACUGGCAGAUACUCCACUAUUCAACACGGCGUUCACUUUCCAGAGACGUAGUGUACUCGAAGUGGACUCAGCGCCUUCGCUGUUAUUCAAAUCAUUUGACUCUCAUGAUCCCAGCGAGUACAAGAUUGCGGUUAACAUUGAGAUGAUGGAAACCGCCACUGAGGUUCAUUUCAGUUACUGGCAGGAUUAUUUGUCGAGUGCUCAAGUUAAAAACAUCGCCGACACAUUUGAGCAGAUUAUUCAGGAAAUCACAAGCUCCAAAGGUCAAGAAAAGAUAAUCGGUAAAAUCAAUACUGUUGGAUCUCUCAGUUGUCAGAAUGUGCGUCAAUGGAACAAUAUACCGCCUCAAAAAGUGGAGCGAUGUGUACACGAAAUGAUUGAGGAGCAAGUAAGAAUUCGGCCAGCGAUGGCUCAAGCUGUCGAAGCCUGGGAUGCAAAGUUCACAUACCAAGAACUCGAUUCUCACUCCAAUCGUCUCGCUAAUGUUCUUGUUAGCCAUGGUGUGGGACCUGAAGUCAUUGUUCCUCUCUGCUUUGAGAAAUCUGGAUGGGCAAUUGUUGCGCAAAUUGCUGUCUUGAAGGCAGGAGGUGCUUUUGUGUCUCUCGAUUCAUCGCAUCCUGAGGAUAGAUUGAGAAGCUUAAUUGAAGAUGUGAAUGGCCGGGUUGUGCUAUCUUCGGCCCAGCAAUACGACAAGAUAUCGAAUAUUGUUCCUAACACUAUCAUGGUGAAUGCGAGGGCCCUAGGUCAGCUACCACAAGCCUCCAAAGCACCAAAAAGCUCUGUGAACCCGAAACACACUGCAUAUGUCAUAUUCACUUCAGGUUCAACUGGAAAACCUAAGGGAACAGUGAUUGAGCAUGGUCAAUUCUGCACAGGCGCUUUAGCCCAUGGCCCUGCUUUGCAUAUGAACUCUGAGACUAGGUCAUAUCAAUUCGCAAACUACACUUUCGAUGCUUCGAUCCUAGAUAUACUCACGGUUCUAAUCUUGGGUGGUUGCAUUUGUGUGCCCGAUGCCGAAGAGCGUAUGAAUAAUGUCGCUGGUAGCAUUACUCGCUUACGUGCCAAUUGGAUGUGCAUUACGCCUUCGGUUGCAAGUACAUUGAAACCAGAGAGUAUUCCGACAAUGAAGGUCAUUGCCAUGGGCGGCGAGAAGAUGACUCCUGGGGCAAUCGAAAAGUGGUCAAAAUCAGUAUGCCUUGUGGAAGCAUAUGGGCCUAGCGAGUGCUCCGUAGUGUGUGCUGCCGGAGACAAGGUCGAUCAGUCAGGUCGAAUUGUCAAUUUUGAUCCUGCUGUUAUUGGGAAUGCUGUCGGUAGUCGAUCUUGGGUCGUUGAUCAACGCAACUAUAAUCGCCUAGUCCCAGUAGGUGCCAUUGGCGAAUUGAUUAUCGAAGGUCACAUUGUUGGUCGUGGAUAUUUAAACAAUGAGAAAAAGACAAAGGAGGCCUUUAUCCAAGACCCUACCUGGGCAGCUGAUGACAGGCUCAGAGCUCUCAUUUCCCCCGGUACAAGAAUGUAUCGCACCGGUGACCUUGUUCGAUAUAAUGAAGACGGCACACUUACCUACAUGGCAAGGAUGGAUAUGCAAAUCAAACUCAACGGCCAACGUAUCGAACUCGGUGAGAUUGAGUACCAAUGCACCCAGCACAUGCCAGAAAACGUCCAGUUGGCUGUUGAUCUGGUAGCACCCGGAACACAUUCUGGACCAAAGAAGCUUGCAAUGUUCUUCAGUCUUGCUGGUGGCCAUGACAAGUCUCGGAGCACAGGCCAAGGCAGUGACAAGAUUCUUUUGGAGAUGGAAUCUGAAGCCCGCAAUGCCGUACAAUCCCUCGAGAAGUCGGUCGCGAAAGUUCUUCCAUCCUACAUGAUCCCGCAACUAUUCUUCCCAGUAUCUGUAAUACCGUUCACAACCUCCGGCAAACUCGACCGUCGAAAGCUUUUUGGAGAAAUCAAAGAUCUUUCUCGCGAUGAUCUCAAAAAGUACUCACUGUCAACUUCUAUCAAGCAAAAAGCCCCUACUGAUGAGCGACAAAUCACACUUCAAGGCUUAUGGGAAGAAGUCCUUGCUAUUCCAAAAAUAUCGAUAGGAAGUGACGAUAGUUUCUUUAGACUUGGGGGUGAUUCCCUUGCUGCGAUGAAACUUGUAGGUAUCGCUAGGUCUCGUGGUAUUGCGCUGAGUGUCGUUGAUAUUUUCCGCCAUCCUACGCUUGAGGAAAUGUCCAAGAAGUACCGUCUCGCACAAGCACCUACUCAAUUUUCGAUCCCAGCUUUUAGCUUGUUGAGAAACUCUGCCAUCAAUGACGAAGCCAUUCGCGAGAUCGCAAAUCAGUGCAAUAUCGAACCGGAUUCAAUAACCGAUAUCUAUCCAUGCAGUGCUCUUCAAGAAGGAUUAAUCACAUCAUCAGUCCAACAAAAAGGGGCCUAUAUUUCACGCAAUAUUCUGAAACUCAGAGCCGAAGUUGAUGUUGAGCGCUUCAAGAAUUCUUGGCAACAGCUGGUUGAUGAAUUUGAUAUAUUGCGAACUCGCAUUCCGCACACUGCCUCCUCGGAUUUCUUACAAGUCGUUCUUAAACGGCAGCAAAUUUCAUGGCAAUAUUCUGACACUGUGGAAAGCGCGCUUGAUAAUGCAUCAACAGUGUUCAGCUCUGAAAGUGGUAUCCUUAGUCGGUACAUCUUGGUCAAAGAGAGAAACAAUUCUGUUACUCAUUUCGUCUGGCUGAUACACCAUGCUCUUUACGAUGCCUGGGGACUGGAUAUUCUUCUCAAACGAGUCCAGGAGAUCUAUUUCAACAAAGGCCUGUCAGCCAAAAAGCCAGCUUACGCAUCUUUUAUCUCUUAUCUCGAGAAAAAGAACCUUCAGGAUUCGGGUGACUUCUGGAAAUCGUACCUUGCGAACUCGUCACCGUCACAAUUUCCUCAACUGAUUAGCCAGAUUGGAGCAGAAAGCGAGGAUACAUCAUCGAAGACUCUGGUGAAGAAUAUGAGUAUUCCACAACAGUUCUUGAGUCUCGGUAUCACUAUGCCCAUAUUGAUCAGAGCGGCGUGGGCACUUGUUUUGUCAAACCGUACACAAUCGUCUGAAGUCUGCUUUGGAGAAACUUUAUCCGGCAGAAACAUUGACGUCCCCGAUAUAACUGAAUUGGCCGGACCAGUACUGACUACAGUGCCUACUUAUGUUCGUGUUAACACAAAAUCGAAAGUCAAGGAUUAUCUUUUAGAGGUACAAAAAAUGUCUACCGAGAUGAUCCCCCAUCAGCAUUUCGGACUCCAGCACAUUAAAAAAUUGGGGCACGAACAGGCUGCUGCUUGCGAGUUCAGGAACUUGAUUAUCGUCCAAAACGCAGAGAUUGCCGAUGGUGAUGAGCUUUGGGAAGUACAAGACAGUGGAGAUAUCGGAGGCUUCUUCACUUAUCCUCUCGUUGUAGAGUGCAAAACGCUAGACUCGACAGUUGAGGUCAAUUUUCACUACGAUGAGAAAGUGAUCAGUCGAUGGGAACUAGAGCGGAUCUCAUUUCAACUGUCUCAUGUUCUACAUCAACUUGGUUCUGUGAAUACUUCUUCCACUGUUUCGUUGGCUACUGUCGAUAUGUUGAGCCUCGAGGACAGAAAAGAUAUCAAGUGGUUCAACAAACGAGACCCUCAAGUCGUUGAUGCAUGCAUUCAUGAUCUGUUCAAGACACGUUGCAUCGAACAACCAGAUGCUCCAGCUGUUCAUGCGUGGGACGGAGAUCUUACAUAUGCUGACUUGAGCAAGUAUGCAUCAAGCCUUGCCACACACUUGCAAUCACUUGGUGUCAAGCCCGAGAUGCUCGUUCCGCUGUGUCUAGACAAGUCCACCUGGACUAUUGUAUCGAUGUAUGCGGUAUUAAUGGCCGGAGGGGCUAUUGUUCCUCUAGAUCCUUCUCACCCUCUCGAGAGGCACAAGGAAAUAGUCAAGCAGACUGGAGCCAAUAUUCUUCUGUACUCGUCACAGUACGAUUCCAAGUACUCAGGUAUCGUAAAAUAUGCUAUACCUAUCGACGGAAAUUUGGUCAGAGAUAUUUUUUCAAGAAAUCUUGGAAGAGAAGAAUUGAGCAGUGUAACGAGCUCCAAUGCUGCCUAUGCAAUCUUUACAUCUGGAAGCACCGGUAAUCCAAAGGGCAUCGUUAUCGAACACAAAGCGUUCAACACAAGUUCUGUGGCUUUUGGCAGAGUUCUACAAAUGACCAGCAAAACUCGAGCUCUCCAAUUUGCGUCGCUCAGUUUUGAUGCUGCUGUGAUGGAGAUAUUUACAACUCUUACAGUUGGAGGUUGUGUAUGCGUCCCCAGCGAAGAGGAACGUUUGCAGGAUCUAUCUGGAACCAUUCGUCGGAUGAAUGUUACUUGGACACUGCUAACAUCCUCGGUUGCCAACUUGAUUGACCCGGUAUCUGUUCCCUCGCUCAAGGUCCUGGUCUGUGGUGGUGAAGCCAUGAGUCCAGAGGUAAUUGCUAAGUGGUCUGAUAAAGUUCACCUGAUCAACGCUUAUGGGCCAUCGGAAGCUUCCGUUGUAGCGGUGGUCAACACAGACGUGUCCAAUGAAACACCAAACAACAUUGGAUAUGGCAUACAACCUACCACUACAUGGCUCGUCAAUCCCGAUGAUCACAAUCAACUGACCCCUAUGGGCUCUGUAGGCGAGUUGGCGUUAGGUGGACCUACACUUUCACGCGGAUAUCUAGGCGAUAUUGUCAAGACAACCGCUGCUUUUAUUGAUAACCCACUUUGGGCCAAAGAAUUUGCAUCUGAGUCCUCUACUCGUUCACGCAUUCACCUAAGUGGCGAUUUGGUCAAGUACCGACCUGACGGUUCUAUAGAGUUUAUUGGACGGAAAGACAAUCAAGUGAAACUCAACGGUCAACGUAUGGAGCUAGGGGAGAUUGAGCACCGUCUAGAGGCAAAUUCGCUUGUCCGCCAUGUCAUUGUGUCCGUUCCCAAAUCAGGUCCUCUUCAAAAGCGACUUGUUGCAGUUCUCUCACUCAAUGAUAGAGCAGCGAGUCAAUCAGUAGUUACUUCAGAGACAUGUCAGCUUGUUGAAAAAGCUGCAGAAUUGUCGCGCAUCAAAGAUAAUCUCGCAUCAAGAUUACCAGCCUACAUGGUUCCUCAGGCUUGGGCUGUAGUCAACAAAAUACCCAUGCUGGUGUCUGGUAAACUUGACAGGAAACUGGUCAAAAACUGGCUUGAAGGAAUCUCAGAGCAACUCCACCAACAGAUUGUCGGUGCGGAAGAAGAAAAUGAUGCCACAAUAGAGAUUACUGGAGUCGUUGCAACCUUGAGAGGUAUAUGGGCACAGGUUUUGAAUCAGCCUGUUGACAAGAUCAACCUCAACCGCUCAUUCUUGAGCCUAGGUGGUGACAGUAUUACGGCCAUGGCUGUUGUGUCCCGAAGCAGGCGACAAAACAUCAAAGUGACCCUUCAUGACAUACUGCGUUCACCUUCACUAGUCAAAUUAUCCGAAACGGUGGAUUCUGGCAUUCCUAAGGCUGACGAUCAUGUGGAAGUAAUGGACCAGGGCUUUGGACUUUCGCCCAUUCAGCAAAUGUACUUCCUCGCUGCAAAAGAACAUCAAGGUAGUAGUCGCUUCAACCAGAGCUAUACUGUUCGGUUCUCGCGGUAUAUCAGCGCAGAAACUGUGCAAUUAGCACUUCAAGCGAUUGUGUCCAGUCAGUCAAUACUUCGAGCACGGUUCAAAUCAAACGCCGCUGGAGAUUGGGAGCAACAGAUCUCAAAAGACGUCAAAUCUUCCUUCCGCUUCCGACAUCAUCGAAUUGGUCUGCUUCGCGAGGCGGCAAAGAUAGUUGGAGACAGCCAACGAGACGUGAACAUCUAUGACGGUCCCAUACUCGUUGCGGACAUGUUUGAGACGUCUAGCAAAGAGCAGUUCUUAUUCCUCGCUGCUCAUCACUUGGUUGUUGAUGUCGUCUCGUGGAGAAUCAUUAUGCAGGAUCUCGAAGACAUUCUCGAAACUGGUUCUCUUUCAACUGACAAACCUCUUUCAUUCCAAUCAUGGUGUAAAAUCCAAUCAGAGCAUUUCAAGCGCAACACCGAAGAACACAAAUUGCCCUUCAAAAUUCUACCUAACAACCUUGGCUAUUGGGGCAUGGAAAAUGUUUCUAAUACCUACGGUGAUGUUGAGCGACGAACUUUUACCCUCGAUGAAGGAAUGACGACGUCUACUAUGACCAGUUGCCACGAAGUCUUUGGCACUGAACCGGUAGACAUUUUCUUGACGGCAGUCAUUCACUCUUUCAGAUUAGUUUUCAAGGACAGAUUUCUGCCAACGGUGUUUAACGAAGGGCAUGGAAGAGAAACAUGGGAUUCAACGAUUGAUCUUUCUCGCACCGUUGGGUGGUUUACCAACAUUUCGCCAUUACAGGUGAUGCUCGAAUCAGACGACGUACUUGAUACUCUGAAAACAGUCAAGGAUACUAGACGAAGCUCUCGAGAAGCCGCAAAAGCAUACCUAGCCCAACGUUUCCUUGCUUCCAAAGACCGACCUGUUUCAUCUCACUCAGACGUGCCGAUGGAGAUUCUUUUUAAUUACCUUGGAUCGAUGCAGCAAAUGGAACAUGAUGACUCAUUACUUCAAAGUACCGACAUGGGGCUGGAAAAGGCUGAUCCACUUGAAGUCGGCGAUAUGGGACGUGACACAACGCGGUUGGCGCUUUUUGAAAUAUCCGCGGCUGUCGUACAACAUCGGCUACAAUUUGCGUUCAUGUUUAGUGGCCGAAUGAAACAUUUAACCGAGAUUCAUCGUUGGAUGUCGGAAUGCAAAUGGAUUCUUGAAGAAAUCGUGGUUCGACUAAGGCGAUGCACCCCCGAGCCUACCCUGAGCGAUUAUCCAUUGCUUCCAAUUAAUUACGACGGGCUGAAACGGCUUAUCAAGACAUCCUUUCCUCAGUCAGGCAUAUCACAUUAUCAAGAGGUUGAAGACGUGUAUCCUUGUUCCCCAACUCAGGAGGGAAUGCUUCUUAGCCAGCUUCGUGAUCCAAAGGCAUAUUUGUUUCAUAUUGUGUUCGAAGUUACGGGUGCAAAUCCACGACAAAUUGUUGACCCUGUGAAAUUGAUUGUAGCGUGGCAAAAAGUUGUUGACAGACAUGCUGCGUUGCGAACAGUGUUUGUCAAUAGCACAUACAAAGGAGGUUCCUUUGACCAAGCAGUCUUGAAAAAUGUCGAUGGCGAUGUGAUCCGUAUCGAGUGCGAUGAUUCCGUCGUACUUAACCAACUUCAAUCAGUCAGUCUGCACGACAGAAACUCAAGACGGAAGCAAAAGAUUCCCCAUCAAUUAGCCGUCUGUACGACUCCCUCUGGUCGGGUGUUUAUGAAGAUUGAAGUCAACCAUGCGGUCAUCGAUGGAGGAUCAACCUCGAUUCUUAUACACGACCUUCAACUCGCUUACGAUGGGCUAAUUCCAGAUGGCCGAGGGCCUCUUUAUUCUGACUACAUUCGCUAUAUGAGAAGCCAAUCACCAAAAGAUGACGUUGUAUACUGGAAGCGGUACCUGUCUGGGGUCCAAGCAUGCUACUUUCCACGUCUCAAGUCCUCAUUCAAUAGUCAGCGUCGUCUUGCUUCCCUUCAAUUCAACUUCAAUCAUUGGCAGGAUAUACUACAAUAUUGUGAAAAAACAGCUGUGACAUUGGCAAAUGUCAUCCAGGCAGCAUGGGCUCUGGUUCUUCGGAAAUAUACCGGCUCAGACGAUGUCUGCUUCGGCUAUUUAUCAGCUGGACGAGAUGCACCGAUUACUGGAAUACAAGAAACGAUCGGUGUUUUCAUUAACAUGCUUUGCUGCAGGGUUCGACUUUCUCCAUCUCAGCUCUUAGCAGAAAUCCCUAGUGUCAUUCAAGAUGACUAUGUACGUGCUAUUCCUCAUCAACGUUGCUCGCUGGCACAGGUACAGCACGAAUUAGGAUUGCAAGGAAAGCAGAUAUUCAACACAGCGUUAUCGAUCCAAAAUCAUUCUUCUUCUGAUCUUUCCGAUCAGGGAUCUCUUGUGUUUACUACUCAAGAAGCGCACGACCCAAGCGAGUAUUCAAUUACUCUCAAUAUCGAGACUGGCCGAAAUCAAGAGGGUAUCGUCUUCAGAUACUGGACAGACAUGUUCUCAAGCGAAAAUGUUUCCGAUAUUUCAAAAACACUCGCGAACAUUCUCCACGCUUUCGCUCGAGAGCCGACAGAAACUAUUUCUAGACUCAACCAGCACGAGUCUGGCAAGACCAGAGACAUGAUCGACACAAAACAUGCCAAUGCAGGCGAGACAUCACUGCAACGCGAGGAUGAACUUCAUGAAAUUAUGGAGAAAUAUCCCAGUCUCCAGAAUCUCAUCGAUGAGAGGGUUCGCAUGAUUGUGCAAGAAAUGUUCAAUCUGAAUCAACCGGGUUCAUUGAGGCGGAAUCUUUCUAACGCUGCUGAGCACGACAUCCUAGCACUUCCACAAUCCGAGUCCGAUGCCAUUUCUAGUAUAUCUGACGACAUCUAUAGAGAAGACAUUGGCGAUUCGGCUAUUCCGGUCGUCGCUCAGAUCCAUGAGCGCGGGAUACAGGCUGAUAUAGAAGAGAAGCUCUUGCGUCUUUGGAGUGAUAAGCUUGGACUGCCUUUGGACUCUAUUACCAAAGAUGAUAGCUUCUUUGAUCUAGGGGGAGACAGUAUCACAGCCAUGGCGCUUGUGGGUGAUGCCCGAGAUGAAGGGUUGAUAUUGACCGUUGCGGACGUUUUCCGGAACCCGAUAUUCAAGGACAUGGCAAGUGUAGCUCAAACAGCAAGCGAAAAGAGUUAUGUCGAAGACAAGAUCAACAACAUGGAUAUCCUGGGUGGAGAGCAAUCGUCCUUCACAUCUGCAAAACCUGGUUUCUAUGAAAGGUUUGCUCUCAUAAAAGCGGCUAAUAUCGAUGAGGCAUUCCUACAAAAAUACAUUUGCCCUCGCGUGGGAGUGUUCAAGGGCGGUAUAGUCGACAUUCUUCCCGUAACAGACUUUCAGGCUCUCUCAAUCACGGGUGCCCUUUUGGACUCACGCUGGAUGCUGAAUUUCUUCUGCCUCGACGGUCGUGGUCCUCUCGAUUUCCGGCGUCUCAAGCAGAGCUGUUUCCGCGUAGUGCACGCAUUUGAUAUUCUUCGAACAGUGUUUGUCGCUUCCAAAGGGCGCUUUUUGCAGGUCAUACUACGUAAAGUUCGACCGGAAUUUUCUGUCUACGAGACUGAUGAGAGCCUUGAUGAGUUCACUUCUGUACUACAACAGCGUGAUAUCACCGAAGGUGUUAAACAGGGUGAGCCUUUUGUGCAGUUUGUUAUUGUUCGAGAGAAGAAUACGGAUAGACAUCGUAUUAUUCUCCGACUAUCUCACGCACAAUACGAUGGUGUGUCACUUCCAAGAAUCCUAUCCGCCAUAAAAGCAGGUUACGAAGGCGGACCUAUUCCAUCACCUGCAUCUUUCGCCAACUUUGUACGUGAGUCGGCGAGAAUUGUGACGACAGAUCAUUAUCAACACUGGAGGACGCUCUUGAGCGGCUCAAGAAUGACCGAAAUCGUCAACCGCCAUGAAAGUCUCGGAUAUAAGAGACUUAGGGCUAGCAACGAAGGAUUACGCAAGACAAUACGGGUUCCGUCCAUGGCUCAUGGAAACAUCACCACCGCCACGGUCAUUAAGGCUGCGUGGGCCUUGACUCUGGCACGAAUCACAGGAAGCGCAGAUAUUGUUUUCGGACACACGAUCAGCGGCCGCAACACCGCAGCUAUCACAGAUCAACAAGUCGCCAAUAUGCCAUAUGAAGCACUCGGGUUCCGACAAAUUAUACACAAAUGUACCGACUGGCCUCGCGCAACACAUUUCAGUACGGUGUUGCAACACGAUGCCGCCAACUCGUCGAAUGAGAUUCAGCUUGGAGAGAAUAUAUACACCGUUAAAGCUGUUGGUAGCGAUGAAGAAAUGUCUGAUUUCUCGGUCAAUUCGAAGUCACUAGAUCGGGAUCGUGUCGAGAUUGUUAUUACGUUCUCCGUUGAUGAACGUGUCACCAUGUCACUGGCUCAAAGAGUCUUGGAUAUGCUCUGUGACACGGCGGAAAGCUUCACUGCAAACCCAGAUAUGGCGCUUCCAUCACCUAGCUCUUUGUCUACUCUCCCUGUACGAGAGAACAAGAACCUUGAUAACCAGUUACCUCAAGCAGAGACUACAAAGCAGCAAGUGGAAGACAACGCGAUUACAUCGUCUCAGCUAGCAGGCCUCAGUCGAGCCGAGAUUUUAGUCUUAUCGGACGUCCUCCGUCGCGCCUGGGAACAAGUCCUCGGAGACACCAGCAUCAACAACAACAGCCACAACGACGACGUUCCCCCACCCAUCAAACCAGACUCAUCCUUCUUCAACCUCGGCGGCGACCUCAUUGGCCUCGCGCAAGUAGCCUGGCUCCUCGAACAAGAAGACUUCAAAGUCCGGUUGGACGAUCUAAUCGAACAUCCCACCAUGAUGGGACAAAUGGCUGCUCUUGUACAAUCGAACAGCGUAACGGCGCAGAGGAUGAUGGCUUCUUAUCAUGCGGGUGUUGCUGCUUCGUCAUCUGCUGUUGCUACAAGUGCUACCGAUGGUAGUGUUGCGGGAGAGGAGCCGCGUUCGGCUAGUGGUAGUAAUAAUAAGGGUGGUCAGUUGAGAAAGUCGAAGACUUGGGCUUCGGCGUUUGGGCUGGCAAGGAAGAUUGUGAAGAGGAAGAUUGAGGUUGAGGGUUAA